Molecule: messenger RNA, 4518 nt
Organism: Closterium sp. Naga37s-1
Lineage: Eukaryota; Viridiplantae; Streptophyta; Zygnematophyceae; Desmidiales; Closteriaceae
Source: the annotation of a GenBank genome assembly
AUGAAUUUCUCACAGGAUCGGUUCGAUGCGGAGGCGUACGCGGAGGAGCAGAUGGAGGAGAACGACGAAUGGUUUCCCUCGCCCCCUACAGGAGGUGCGGCGGCUGGCAGCAGAGCUGACGGGGAUCAGGCGAGACAUGAGACGGGACGGCUCUUCUUGAGGCGCCUCAGAUGCUGUCCCUCCUCACUCGCCAUUGUUCCCCUUGCUCCCCUCACUCAUUUCCCUCGCCCCCUGGGCCCUUACACAGGAGGUGAGGCGGCUAUCACAGGAGCUGAUGGAGUUCAGGCGAGUCAUGAGACGACUCUCGAGGCGCCUCAAAAGCUGUCUCUCCGCACUCCCCUUGUUUCUAGCCCACUGUUCCCCUUGCCCCUCAUUCCCCUUGCUCCCCCUUGCUCGCUCGUUUCUCUUGCUCCCCUCACCUCCUUCCUCCCCCCCUCCCCCGCCGCCCACAGGAGCACAUCCAAGCAGAUCUCGGCCUUUCAGGUGCAGCUGAAGCGCAUGCGCGAGAUGCUGACGCUCAACACCCAAAUAUCCGCGUUUCAGGUGCAGCUGAAGCGCAUGCGGGAGAUGCUGACGCUCAACACCGCGCUCAUCCACUCCCUCGCGGAGAAGGGCAGCUGCCAGAGCCGCACCAUCGCACUCUCGCUCUUCGCCCACUCCUCGCCGCACCACAGCAGACGCAGGUCUGAAGGCGGGGGGAUUCACGAUGAUGGGUCCGACUCUAGCCAUACGCCGGACCAUUCUGUGCAUUCCUCUCCCCCUGUAACCCCGCAUGCGGGUUGGCAUGGGGCCGGGGCGAAGGAGAGUGGUCAGGUGUGGGCUGUUGGGAGCAUCGGGAGUGGGGUUAUGGUGAAGGAUGGAGAGGGGGGAGGGGAGGUGAGGCUGAGAAGGAGAAGGACGAGGGGGAGGGAUGGCGAUGGCUGGGAGGAGGAGGAAGAGGAGGAGAAUGGGAUGGAGGAGGGGUGGGAUGAGGAGGAGAGGGAGCCGACGGAGAUGGAGCGGUAUGCGGAGGCGUUACCGGAUGUACUGGAUGGGCUUAUAACGGAGCAGAAAAUUGAUCAGGCGAUUGAGUUGCUGGAGCAGGGGCAGCAGAUGGCGCAGCUCUCGUUACAGUCACAUGAGCGGAGGAGGAACGAGGAGGGGGAGUUUGCUGAAGGGGAAGCGGGAGAGGGUGGUGGAGAAGGGGAGGGAGGGGAGGAGGGUGGGGAGAGAGGAAAGGUGUGGGAUGGAAAGGGUGGUGGGGAGGAGAGGGAAGAAGGGCGGGUGGAAAGGUGGUUGAGAGAGGAGGACGGGGGAGGGGAAGGGGAAGAGGAGGAGGCUGAGGCGGGAGAGGAGGAGGAAAAGGAGGAGGAGGAGGGGGAGGGGGAGCAUGGCGAGCAAAGAAGAGCAGGGUCAGAGCAGGGUUGGGAUGAGACGCCUCUCACAAAGAGGUCUCUUACCGGGGGAACGCGUAGAGAGGAGUGGGGGUAUGUGUAUGAGGGUAUGGGGAAGGGGACCAGCGUGGAUGGUGCGCCCAUAGGAGGAGGGGGCUUGAGAGGCAGCUUGAAAGAGAGCCUGAAAGAGGGCUUGAAAGAGGGCUUGAAAGGAGGCUUGAAAACGAGGCCUCGAGCGAGGAGUGUGGAGGAGAACGUGGGGAAUGCAGGGUUGGCGGGCGAGAGGUUAGGGAAUGGGGAUGUGGAGGAGAGCUCACGGCAGGGGGGUAGCUUUCAGGGCAGGAGGCGGAACGCUGCAAAAGCGUCUGCAGCUGCUGCUGCUGCUAGAGCUGUUGAGGCGGCAGCAGAGGGAAGGGAAGGGGAAGGAACAGAGGGGAGGAAAGAAAGGGCUGAAGUCUUGAAUAAGAGGAUCAUUUCUAACAAUCAACAGCAGAGUGUAAAGGGUGGAAACCCCCCUCAGAAAUUAUCCAGCCAAGGAGGAGAGCACCAGAAAGGGGACACCCAGGGCACGGCUGAAGCCACAGCCACGGGUGGUGAUAGUAAAAAUUCUGACAGCACUGUCGUUCCGGGCGGCAGUGAACUCGUUCCGGGCGGCAAUAUUAUCCCUGAAACCGAACCUCCGGCCGGCGGCGCUCCAGCGACCGAGCUUCUAAGCGAGCCGGCCGCGCUGGCGCUGUCAGCAGCAAUAGCAGAGCGCCACGUGGUGCUGGUUGCUGAGCUGGAGCGCACGGCAAAGCACUCGGACGUGCUGGGGGAGGAGCUGCGGUUUGCGGUUACCGGGUUGAUGCGGCUGGGGGAGCUGGAGUUAGCACAUCAGCUGCUGCUGGGCGCGUAUGGGGAGAGGAUACGGCGGAGUGCCCGGUCGCUGCAUCGCUCCGCCACUGGGUUUGGCGGGUCGUACACUGCUGCUCUGUCUCAGAUUGUCUUUUCUGCCAUAGCCCAGGCCACGGCCGACUCAGCCAUAAUCUUCGCCGACCAACCAGCCUGCUCCGCGGAUCUCCUCCUGUGGGCGCGUCGCGAGGUCACCUUCGCCUUCUCCCUCCUCCGCCGCAACAUCCUCUGCUCUGCCGCCUCCCCUGGCGGCCUCCACGCCGCCUCCGAGUGUGUCUGCAUCUCCCUCGGCCACGCGCGCUUACUCGAACCUCAGGGGAUCUGCCUGGCGCCCAUGCUAGGCGAGCUCAUGCGGCCCAGUGUGAUGGAGGCGCUAGAGUUUAACAUUCUGAGGAUCGAGGAUGCGGUGGUGUCGGUCGCAACGACCGAUGAGUGGCGGUUGGAAGCGGUUGACUUGGGUGCUCCGGCGCUGAUGAGAUUGAGGGGGUGGGGCGGCGUGCUGGGGCUAGGCGGGUUGAGGAUUAGGCUGACGCCGAGUGCUCAGCGGUUCUACCUGCUACUCGUGGACCUGGUCGAGGAUAUACUCCCUGUAAUCAGCCUCCAUUUAUUGGAUAAGGUUCUUGAUGCCAUCGCAACGCAGUUCGAGUGUUUCGCUAGCCUCAUGGAGCUGGCGCUACCUGAGAUUCCACCUGACGCCACCCUGCCCCCGGCACCUGGUUCUGUUGGUGCUCGGGCACAGAGACGGAGGCGAGAAAGGGCGCAGAAGUUGGUGGAGGGGGGAGGGGACGAGGGGUGGAAAGGAGGGGGAGUAAGAGGGCACAAGGGAGGGGUGAGUGGGAGUGCGGAGGGUGUGACUGUGUCAGAUAGGAUGGAAGGAGAUGUGAUGGGAGGGGAAGAGGGAGGGGACACAACGGAGGAGAGAGGGCAGAGAGGAAGGGAUGCAGGGGAGGGGAAGGGACAGGCAGAGGGGGAGGAGGAGGAGUGGGAAGAGGUGUCCAUAUCACGGAACAUCAGUCAGCAGAGACUGUCAAAUGGUGACAGUGCUAACGCUGCUGCUGCUGCAGCCGCUGCUGGCGCUUUAGGUACUGCUGCUGCUCUUGCUGCUGGUGAUCAAGAUGUUGACACAAUCGACCACAGUAACCCGCUGCUGGACCCUCCAGCAAACAGCUGGCACGUGUACCAUGUUCAGGAGGCAGAGACAGAGGCGCAGCAGCUGGCUGUGCUGGGGAAUGUAGCUGCUCUGGCCGAUGAGCUGCUUCCCAGGCUUGCAGUGAGGCUGACUAUAGCGGAUAUAGAGGAUGAGGAAGGGCUGGGGUAUUUGGGGGAGGAUGAGGAGGAGGAGGAGGAGGGCUCCACCCCUCCUUGUCGCACAUACAUUCGCCCACCCUCCCUCGUCCCCCCAUGUGCCCGCAGCAACCGGGCGAAGCACAAGGGGUGGAGGGCGCGCAUUCAGAGAGCCUCGCGGAGGAUUCGGGAGAUCUUCUGUGCGUCGCUGUGGGGCGGGUUUGUGUUCAGCGAGAGUGGGGAGCGCGUGCUGUGUGCAGACGAGUACCUGGGCAUGGAUGCAUGCACCAAGCUGCAGCAGUGGAUGAUGCACCCCCUGCCAUCGCCGCCCUUCCAGGCUUUAUUCCUCACAGUGAAUGCCGUGCAAUCAAGCCUAGAGCGGGUGCUGAGGGGGCAGGAAGGCAUGCACAGGAGGCUGCUGAGACGAGUCAUGGAGUGGCUGCUAUCGGGUCUGCUUAUAGAGAGUACAAUGUGGGAAGACAUUCAGGCCGCUGAUCCACCCCUUGGGCCCAUUGGCCUGCACCAGCUCGUGUUUGACAUGUAUUUCGUGGUGCAAGCAGCGCACAGCGGCAAGACCUCCUCUCCGCUCAUCCGGGGGCUGGCAGAAGAUGCCGCCACACGGGCGAUUGUGGCUUACAGUGCACGCACAGGGGAGGACCCCAAAAGGCUAGUGGAGGAGGACUGGUGGUAUCAGCACAAGUGCCAGACGGUACUAGAAGAGCUCAAAGAAGCAGCAAGCCAGCCCACCAGCCCCACUGCAGCAUCUACUUCCACCACCACUCCCUCAACGUUUGUCUCCGACUCGCCGUUUUCAUGGCUUCACAGCAACAGCAUCAAGGGCAAUGGGGACGGUGACAGGGGCGCGGGGAUGCCAGAGCUCAAGGUAAUCAAGCGGUCGGUCGUUUCGUUUUCCGGCAUGAGGGCUGCGCCUCCGCCCAUUAGAGACGCCCGUAGCUACACCACACUGUGA